GAGAUUUUACAAUAAUCCAUUGUGACGUCAUGAAAACGUUCAUACAAAAUUGAACGUUUUCGCUAUUCUAUAGGUUUAUAUAAGGAAACAUAUUUGCAAAUGUAAAUAUUGAUAAAUAAUGGUCUAACAAUAAGCAUGAAAAAAGUCAUUCAUCCCUUGACCUAUAACGGUUGAAAGGGUCGUUGUAUUGAUCAUAGAACUAACGAAAUGAUAACUUCGAUCAAGACUUGAUAUUCUUGUUUUAUUAAGUUGACAACUUGUUUGUCAGAAGCUAAUACCUCUUACGAUUGAUCAUACGUCGAACAAGCCCUUACGUUUCGAAUCAACAUGUAUAUUGCUACAUAUAUAGAAAAAGGAUUGCUAAGAAUGGCGCACAAUUGGCACUCAUGGGAAUUCAUCAGAUUGUUGGAAGACCUGAUUUCCAAUAAUUACAUAUAAUAGGUCAAUUAGAAACGAAAGCAUCUCUUUUAUUUUAUCUCCAGAAUAUAUGUAAACGCAAUGAUCUAUUCUAAAUAUCAAAAGAUAAAUAUUUCACUUUUUGUGAUACUACCUUAUCUUAUCACUCAAUGCUAUAUAAUCCACUAGUUCAUAUUUAUUCCGUGUGCAAGAUGAUUUUAAAAUCCUGUAAUCUAUUGAUUGAGACACAUAGACUUGUUGAAUGGCAAGAGCGUACUACCCCACAACGGAACGCGACCCUAAAUAAUCUGGGACAGGAUUUCAUGGAUCUUCGGAGUUUCUUCCUGGUUUCUAUUCAAUGGCUUGUUGGGGUUACCAUGGAUGUUCUGUUUGAUGCUUGCAAUGAAACCUUUCUGUCGAAUAAUGGAAGAGGUUCCAUGUCGUCGGGUUAUAUUCCUAUUGAAGCUGCUACUUGUGUGUUUUGGUCAAGCAAUAAUUGGCAUAUUCUGAACACAUUUGUUGGACAUCACACCACACUGGCGUGUCCAACAUUGAGCCAAUGCAAUUCAUCCAAAACAUUUUCAUGGCGAUGGAUGAAUGGGAUGCUUCCGGUCUCAAAAGGCAUCGAAUACAAACAGUUUUGCGAGAUUAAUGCUACCGGAUGCUGUGAAAAUAAAACCAGCAUGAAAAUCAGCGCCUGUUUACCUGUCAGUGUAUAUUUUAAUCGCAACUCUACGGGCUGUGUUGAGGCUCAUUGUUAUGUGAACGAACCAGAUGUAAACAAUACUCUUGGAACAAAUAUGAGCAGUGUAAACAACAGAAACGAAACAUAUCGAUGUGCCAAUACAUCUUCAGCUGGCAUCCCGAUUUGGACAACUUGCCUUAUAGCAAUUCUGAUUGCAUCAAAUAUUUGUCUUACACUAGGAUUAGUAUUACUAUGGCUUAAAGUGAACUUACAGCGCAAAACACAUGACGUUACUGACCCAGCUCAAACACACAGAGCUCAAACACAAACAUUUGAUGACCAAGCUCAAACACAAACAGAUGGUUCCAAUCUAAAGGAAACAAUUAAAACAAGGGAGAAGCGGAUUGGAUAGAAAAUACCCUCUGAUUAGGAAACAUUUGUACGUGCUUUUGUGGCAAAUGUGCCAUACAUGUGUUAAUCUAAGCAAUAUAAUAUGUAUUGUGGUACCACACUCUUCCGUGUACGACCUAUGUAAUGUAAUUCAAUAUAUUAGUAAAAUUGAGAGUUGCGGUACUUGAAGGCUUAUGAGUGUUGCUAAAAUUCAUGAAAUGAUUUUUAAUGAUUAUCAUUAGUUAGAGGGGUGUUUGUUGUUGAAAUUGAUAUGCAAUAUGUAGGCUCCUUAUGUUAGGUACAUGAGAAUCAGAAGUAAAAUGCGAAACCUGCGGUUAUGACUGUUGUGCUGACUUUACACAGUGAAAUUGCAAGUUACAGACGGGAGGUAAAAUAACACAAAAGUAGGUGGAUGGGACAUUGUAAACUAUACACCGGUAAGUUUCUGACAUGUGAUAGUGCAACAUGCACGCGGUACGGAAGGUCAACCCUCUGCAGGGAAUUAGCUGGGGGAGGUCUAAAAAGCUGAAAAAUCAUGAAAAAUUUGCAAAAUAUGAAAGGGCAAAAUCUCAUAAAAACCAGUAUGUAGAGAAUUUUACAGGUUUUGACUCAUAAUUUUCUUCAGAAAUCGGUGAUUAGCCUUAUAAAGAGUGAAUUAAAGGUAUUUGUGCUGAAUGGGAACUGAGGAAAUUCUAGUUACAGAGUUCCGAAGACAUGCAUCCCUUGGCUACAAUGAAUUGUAUAAAAAAAACUGUCCCCUGCCACCUUAGCCAAUAUCUGGAGAGAUUUGUCAGGUAAAUUCAUCGUCCAUUACGACAGUAUAUUCUCGGCUGUGUCAAAUGUUUCUAUUUAUGUAUGUGCAAUACUUGUUUAAUAUGAUAAGAAAAUUGACCGAAGUAAGUGAGCUGGUCAUUGAAGUUUUACUUAAUAGCGUAAGUCACUAACCUAUACAUUACAUGUUCAAUCGUUGUCCUUGUAAAUAUAUAUUAUAUAACAACAUAAACAAGCCGGAUAUAAAUCCUAACCAUGUAAUUUAAUAUGAAUAUCCAUUGAACUGUGUCCUAAUUGUCUAUAAACUAUAUUUUGUUUUGUUUUAACGAAAGUAGACACGUUGCUCUUGAUUUAGAUGAGAUAGAUACAAUGGUACUCGGAUUAAAGAUCGACCUCAAUCUUAUUUCUUCAUCAGCAUUUACUAAUGUCUCUGUGUACGUUAUUAUUAAUUUCAACCUUGAGCCAACAGGCUCAUCAGAAUUAAUAAUGUUAAAGUUAAUAUCUCGAAGUGACGUUCAGCAUCCAUCAAUUAGCUGUAAGUAUGCGUGUUGGUAUUGCUACAUAUAUAUUCUAUGGUUUGUGAGAUAUUUUUAUCACAUACUUUUAUCUUUGUUUUCCUUGUUUAGGUUUUUGAUUUAUUAUAUUGCUGUGGAGACAAAUUGAAUGCCGCGCGUUAUAUUCAUAUUUUAUUUGAUGUUUGCAUAAAAUAUUUUAUUGCUGUCGUAUUAAUGCCAUUAUGUACGCUCUCUACCAUAAAUGUGAAUGUAAGAUGGAACAGACAUAAAAUAUGUCAUUCAUUAGUGCACUUCUGCGGCUUUACAUAUUAGACAAGAAAAUUUGCCGGAAAAAAGUCUUUGAGAUUGGAAAACUAUGAUUGAACGAUUAUUUUUUUUUUUUGGAAGUACAUUAUCCAAUUGGUUAGGUAAGUUUGAACGCUGAUAUCAAUGCAGAACGCGUGAUGACCAAUAACCUUGACGUGCUCAUACGCCGUGAUCAAGUUCGGCGGUUUUUAGAGAAUAUUGAACGUUACAAAUUUCCAUUGCAAACACAUAGCGAAAUAGAAACAUAAUGUAUGUAAAAUCUCAUAAUCCUAAUAUGUAUACAACUCUAUCCAGUAUUUCAACACUUUCAUGAAAUGUCGUUUUGUAUAAGUUAUAGUAUAAUAAUUACUAUCUUUCAUUUAUAAAAAUAAAUACUAUUAUAUUAUUGAUAA
Magallana angulata is the source of this 3455-nucleotide messenger RNA. RefSeq lists its product as uncharacterized. Bases 567 to 1493 code for a protein of 308 amino acids. The record is from RefSeq and is a predicted model, not a curated record. The transcript is spliced from 7 exons. Lineage: Eukaryota; Metazoa; Mollusca; Bivalvia; Ostreida; Ostreidae.